Molecule: messenger RNA, 525 nt
Organism: Guillardia theta CCMP2712
Lineage: Eukaryota; Cryptophyceae; Pyrenomonadales; Geminigeraceae
Exons: 1
Coding region: 1-525 (174 amino acids)
Source: RefSeq, a predicted model, not a curated record
AUGAUGAAGUUCAACGGAAGCAGCAACUGUGCAAACGCAAAGGUCGAUGCUUGGCUCAAGGCCCACUGCCAGGAUUCGAGCACAAACCCGAAUCUCAAACCGAAAAUGCGGAAGCGUUCUUCAAAAAAGAAACACAGAGCACUCCAACAGCAUCAAGAAGCAAGCAAGAAUCUUGAAGGCGCCAAGCAAGAUCUUUCCAACCUAUUCCCCGAUGAUUUAGGGUUUCACUCGUGGAGUAACACCAUCUUUGAGCGCUCCAUGUCGUCUGACAGCAGCAUGACCCAACAAUCCAGCACAUCUUCUGGCCUUGAACUGAGUGGUCUCAUGGAUGCUUUUGGAGAAUUCGUUGAUUACUUCGGAACAUUUCAGAUCUCAAAAAUCUUUGAAGAUGAAGAGCCGUUGGCUUCAUCCAGUCCCCGUCAUCAAUACCGCGGUGACUGGGAAGAGACAUCAGACUUUUCGUGCUCUGGCAGCCGAUUUCCGUCGAGAUCCCAUCGAAGAUCCCUCCUUGUUGAUUUCAUCUGA